This is a messenger RNA of Lepisosteus oculatus (spotted gar), 1455 nucleotides long. NCBI's taxonomy places the organism in Eukaryota, Metazoa, Chordata, Actinopteri, Semionotiformes, Lepisosteidae. The record is from RefSeq and is a predicted model, not a curated record.
GCGAGGGGCGUGGGGCUGUCGGCUCGGAGAGUGCGGGGUUUCUUCACGCAGAAAGCUGUAACCACGGCGAGAGGCGUGCAGUUUUCUCCGAUAUCCUGAUCCGCAGUUAGGUUUUUUCUCCACCCCUCCAACAAGACGACAGAGCUGUUGCCGAGGAACAGGAGCAGCUGGAGAUCACCGGGGCGGACGUCUACCUACCCACACCCCAACCAGCGACAGGGUCCUCUGGAUGCACCAGACCUUCACCACCUCUCCGUUGCGGAGAUAUCUGGAUGUAUCCCUGCUGGAAAUUCCCCAUCGCUCCCCAGAAAGAGGGUGUGACGACGUCCAAGGGAUCAGUGUCAGUCCGGAGGGGUUGGUUUACAAACAGAGGAGAGUGAUGGAUCCCCCGAGGAGAGACGUGCUGACCAUCACCCCCUGGCUGGCCCCCAUCGUCUGGGAAGGGACCUUUGACCCCUUGAUCGUCGACGGCCUCUACAAGCCCCUCGAUCUGACCAUCGCGACCACUGUCUUCGCGGUCGGCAAGCUGCGGCGGAUGGAGAUCAUCCGGAAGACCAUCGAGGAGCAGAUCCGGCGGGAGGCCAAGUAUAUCUACUGCCUGGACGUGGACAUGCUCUUCCACGACCGCGUGGGGGCGGAGGUGCUGGACGAGCUGGUGGCCGCCCUCCACGCGUGGUUCUACCAAGAGGACCGCAACCGGUUCCCCUACGAGCGCCGGCCGGCCUCCGCCGCCAACGUCCCCCUUGACCAGGGUGAUUUCUACUACCAGGCGGCCGUCUUUGGGGGUCUCGUGGACAAUGUUUACCAGCUGGUCAAGACCUGCGAGGAGAACCUGCUGGUGGACAAGAGGAACGACAUCGAGGCGGCCUGGCAAGAGGAGAGCCACCUCAACAAGUACCUGAUCCGCCACAAGCCCACCAAGCUGCUCUCCCCCGAGUACAUGUGGGACGACAACAAGCAGCGAGGGAAUGAGGUCAAGGUCAUCCGCUUCUCCACGCUCAACAAAAACCUGGCGGAAGUGCGGGACAACUAGACCAGACUAGACGAUUCCGAUUCACCCAAUGCGCGUUGCUCUCCUCCGGGUACAUGUGGGACGACAACAAGCAGCGCGCGGGAGAGGUCCAGCUCAUCCGCUUCCAGACAAUCAAUAAAAACCCGGCGGAAGUGCGGGACAACUAGACCAGACUAGACGAUUCCAAUUCACCCGAUGCGCGUUGCUCUCCUCCGAGUACAUGUGGGACGACAACAAGCAGCGCGCAGGCGAGGUCCAGCUCAUCCGCUUCUCGACGAUCAACAAAAACCUGGCGGAAGUGCGGGACAACUAGACCAGACUAAACGACUCCGAAUCACCCGAUGCGCGUUGCUCUCCUCCGAGUACAUGUGGGACGACAACAAGCAGCGUGCGGGCGAGGUCCAGCUCGUCCGCUUCUCGACGAUCAAUAAAAACCUGGCGGA